CCGGCCUCCGGCUGGCCAGGCUUGAAAAGGGACGCAGCCAUGAAAAGACAAGAGGAUAAAAGGAUCACCUCGCUGUCGCUCUCACCAGCAGCAGCAGGCACCGCCUAGGCGCCUACCCUCCCUUGAGGCUUCAGGGUCAGGCUCAUCCUGUCCUGUUCCUGCAACUGUGCCCUUCUGAUCUUCUCUCCCAUCGCUUUCUUAUCCCGCCCCUUCCAAAGUCCAGAGACCUCUUUCCUCCAAGCAUCCCUUGCGGCUGCCAUCGCCACUUGCCGCCGCCCGUGCUCUUUCGACACAAGCUCUCCCCUUCGCUCUCGCUGUCGCAGCCGCAUCUUUCCAGCUUGUACUACCUGAUUGCUCGGUGUCGGUGGUGUCUCUCUUUCUCGCGAUCAAGUUCAUGUCGCUCGGCAAGAGGGACAUGAGCCAGGAGCAACUGUACCAAGAUCGCAAGGACGUGGUGCCCAUCCACUUCACCACGCCGCCGCCGCCGCCACAGCAGCAGCAGCAGUUGGAGUGCUUCUCGGAUGAGGUGGACAGCCGCGGGAGCGCCGAGCUGAAGGAGCCGGCGAGUAGUGGGGCACUGGUGGUGUCCGGUGGCGGCGACGGGGCGAGCAUCGAGGUGUCCAAGAAGCGGCGGGGCCGUCCCCCGGGAUCGAAGAACAAGCCCAAGCCGCCCGUGGUGAUCACGCGGGAGGCGGAGCCGGCCGCCGCGAUGCGCCCCCACGUGAUCGAGAUACCCUGCGGCUGCGACGUGGCCGACGCGCUCGCGCGCUUCGCGGCGAGGCGGAACCUCGGGAUCUGCGUGCUCGCGGGCACUGGCGCCGUCGCCAACGUCUCGCUCCGCCACCCGGCGCCCGGCGGGGUCGUCCCGGCCGGCGCCAUCGUGUUCCACGGGCAGUACGAGAUCCUCUCCAUCUCCGCCACGUUCCUGCCGCCCGCCAUGUCCGCCGUGGCGCCGCAAGCCGCCGCCGCCGCCGCGUGCCUCUCCAUCUCGCUGGCGGGGCCGCACGGCCAGAUCGUCGGCGGCGCCGUGGCGGGCCCGCUCUACGCCGCGACCACCGUCGUCGUCGUCGCCGCCGCCUUCAGCAACCCCACCUUCCACCGCCUCCCCGCGGACGACGACGCGUCGGUGUCCGUCUCCGUCUCGCUCUCCCCCUGCAGCGGCGACCCCGCGGACGAGCACCGCGGCAGCCACCAUCAUCAACAGCAGCACCCCGCGGAGCAGCCGGCGCCGCCGCCGCCGCCGCCGCCGCAGGAGCGUCGCCCUCAUGUCGUCCGACGCCAGCCCGCGCCGCACCUCGGCGCUGCCGCCUCGCAAGCGCAUGCGCAGCCGGUGGAUCCGUGCGGCCCUCCAGCCGUGCCCAUCUUCGCCUGCCACCCGCAGCCGCAGGACGCGAUGUGGCCACCGCCGGCCCGCGCGCCGCAUCACCCGCCGCCGCCGCCGUUCUGAUCGGCGCGCGCCCGGGUGAUCCAUCAAUCAUUGGUACGCGUCUAGCUAGCACCGCAUCCGCAUCAUGUAAGCAGGUUAAUGACGUGACAAUGCGCGGCCCAAGCGCUCCAUCUACAUUGACCGUAGCUCCACUCCACCUAGGGUUUAACUCUCUCUUUGCUCGUCUCGCCAUGACAAUCGACGAUCUGCAUUGCGAGAAGCUCGCACGCUACCGCUUUCGUUUCUCCCUCGGAUGCAAUUACUACCGUUUUUGUAAUAUUCAUAAAAUCUGACCAAACCUGGGAUUGGCGGAGUUGAAUUUAGAGUGCUGCUACUAUUUGAUGGUU
Messenger RNA from Panicum virgatum (switchgrass), 1773 nucleotides. RefSeq names its product AT-hook motif nuclear-localized protein 17-like. Gene Ontology annotation, cellular component: nucleus. Lineage: Eukaryota; Viridiplantae; Streptophyta; Magnoliopsida; Poales; Poaceae. The transcript has a single exon. Bases 395 to 1447 code for a protein of 350 amino acids. Gene Ontology annotation, molecular function: minor groove of adenine-thymine-rich DNA binding; DNA-binding transcription factor activity. The record is from RefSeq and is a predicted model, not a curated record.